Messenger RNA from Punctularia strigosozonata HHB-11173 SS5, 2834 nucleotides. Its product is annotated as Noc2-domain-containing protein. The transcript has 13 exons. Gene Ontology annotation, biological process: ribosomal large subunit biogenesis. NCBI's taxonomy places the organism in Eukaryota, Fungi, Basidiomycota, Agaricomycetes, Corticiales, Punctulariaceae. The record is from RefSeq and is a predicted model, not a curated record. The coding region runs from base 1 to 2154 and encodes 717 amino acids. Gene Ontology annotation, cellular component: Noc1p-Noc2p complex; Noc2p-Noc3p complex; nucleoplasm.
AUGGGCAAGAAAGCAAAUAAGGCUACUCGCAAGUUUGCUGCUAGCGGACAGCUGAAGAAAACCAUUGACGCGAGGAGGAAGCACCAGCAAAUUAAGCGUAAAGCGGACGCUCGGCUGAACAGGAAACAUGCUGGGAAGGCACCGGGGAAGGGCAAAGGCAAAGAGAGGGAGACGAGCGAAGCUGAGUCGGGUCUCGAGGAUGACGCUCAGGAAGAUGAAGAGGACGUGAAGGCUGGGAAGCAGAGAAGGGGGGAGGGUAAGAAGAUGACUGUCGAUGAUUUCCUGGGCGGGGAGUUCAUGCAAGAUGACGACGAUGACGAGAUGGACAGUGAAGCGGACGAAGGUUCCGGAGCUGAAGACGUGGACAGCAACCAGUCUUUCUCAGACGUCGACGAUCUUGAUGAUGACGGAGAUGACCACAUACAGGAGCUUGCAAAGCUCGCUGACAAGGACCCGGAGUUCUACAAAUAUCUUCAAGAGAACGAUCCGGAGCUCUUGCGAUUCACGGCCGGCGAAGCGGAUGACGGUGACGAAGACGCGGAUAUGGACGAUGCGGAAGAGGGCGCGGAGGAGGAGGCAGAGGAGGUGAAGGCACCGGUCCUCACUAAGGAAGUGUUGAAGGGAUGGCAGAAAGCGAUGCUUCAGCAAAGAUCGCUGCGCGCUCUCCGAAAGCUCCUGGUUGCGUUUAGGGCAGCCACGCACAUGAACGAGGAAGAUCAGGUCCUUGCUUGGAAUAUCGACAGCCCAAGUGUUUACAACAAACUUGUGACCACCGCAUUCCGUUAUACACCUGUCGUUUUAGAACAUCAUAUGCCUUAUAGGACACUUCCCAACGGAAAAUACAAACCUCCAACGCAGGCUCACAAGUUCAUCACCUUGAACAAGCUUGUUCUCUCGUACUUCCACAAUGUCAUACACAUUGUCGACCAACUCACCGAUCCCGAGAUGGUCGAGCUGGCCGUGUCGGAGAGUGCGAAACUCCUUCCAUACGUCGUGGGCAGCCGGAAGGCCGUGAAGACUUACCUCAAAAUGUGCUUGGGUCUUUGGUCGAGUGCGCAAGAUCAAGUGAGAAUAGCGGCAUACCUCGCGAUGCGUCGUUUGAUCUCUUCGACGGACGACUCCAUAAUGGAUCUCGUCCUGAAGGGCGUGUACCUCACCCUGGUCAGGGCGUCAAAGACAACGACGCCGCAUACUCUCCCUUCCAUCAACCUGAUGAAAAACUCAGCUUCUGACUUGUAUUGCGUCGAUCAUGCGACAGCAUACCAGCAUGCGUUCGGCUAUAUUCGACAACUGGCCGUACAUCUUAGGAAUAGUAUGAAGACUAAGACAAAAGAAUCUUACAAGCUGGUGUACAACUGGCAAUAUGUGCACUCUGUGGACUUCUGGUGUCUUGUGCUUGCUCGGGCUUGCGAUAAACAAGCAACAGACCAACGGGGCGGGGAAGAGAGCCAGCUACAAGCGCUCAUCUAUCCGCUCGUCCAGGUGACUGUCGGUGCGAUCAAGCUCGUAUCCGCUCCACGAUCGUUCCCGUUCCACUUACAUCUCUCGCGUUCGUUGCUUCACUUGACGCAACACACGCAUACCUACGUCCCAAUGUCUCCUUAUCUUCUUCCCAUUAUCACUUCCGCUCUCUCGGCCCAGGCCAAAAAGGCGGCCACACUAAAGCCCCUUGACAUGGAGACUCAUAUCCGCGCGCCGCAGCAGUACGUCAAGACUCGCGUCUACGCCGAGGAGUUGGUGGAAGACGCUACGUUCAUCCUCGCGGAAUGGCUUGCCAGCCGACCUGUACAGGGCAGCAUCGCUUUCCCCGAAAUUGCCGUGCCCAUUACGAUUGUUCUGCGUAAAGCUCUUAAGAGUGCGACAAAAUCCAAACAGUCCGGCGGGGGAAAGGGCAAGCCGUCUGGAAAGGAAGCAUCGUUCGUUAAAGGGCUCGUCGACCGCAUCGAGGAGAGCGCAAAAUGGGUCGAGCAACAGCGGAAAAGCGUCGAGUUCGCGCCAAAACAAACCUCUCAGGUCCAGGAGUGGGAGCGUGCCGUCAAGGUGGAGGAAAGCCCGCUCGGCAAAUAUGUCAAGGUGCAGAGAAAGGCACGGGAAAAGCGACGGCAACUCAUGGACAAGGCCAGAGAAGGGGAAGACGAGAUACUGGACGAGUGAGUUUAGUUCUCCCGACCCUGAACGGCGAGGUGCAUUUCGCACGGCGCACAUGCAUGCUGUUGCGCCGGAAGAAUCACAAUAUCCCAGGGUGACCAAGGACGGGUGGCACGGUGGCCGUGUGGCUUGACUUCCGUGAUGACGGAGAAUCGACGACGCAUGGCUUGCGUCGCACCGGCGGCGGUUAGGAGUCUUCCGCGUUCCGCACUUCGUAACACGUGUACCGUAAGAGUGCAGGACCGAUGGCGCGAUGUACCAUAGUAGGCAGUUAUGAUCUUUGCCGUUGGAGCGGUCCACGGUAGCGAGCGAUGGGAAGCGCGCGAAUAAGACCCCUUUUUGAUCGGCAAGCGGGUGGGGACACGACGACAAUUCCGCGUCAUCACCAUACACCGAAGAAGAUUUUCCACCAUGGGCGAGCGAUCCCGCGAGCACUCUUGUCGUAGCCCUCGAUCAGUCUGUCGUAGUAGAGGGGCAUCCCCGCUGGCUUCAGCGUCUUCGGAGUGAGCGGGUAUUUCUUCUGGAACGCAUUGUUUGCGAGAGCGCGUGCAGCAUCCACGGCUUCCGGUGUCAGACUCGGAUGGUUCGAGAGCGAAUUCAGGAAUGUCUUCACUUGAAGGUUAGGCCGGAAUGGAUCCGCUGGCCAACCUGCCGCAAUACUCCGCAAAGCCUGCUGAGUGCUCCGC